AUGACCAUCGCGGUCCUGACGACCUCAACGACCAAGACAAAGCGCCGCGAACCGCUGAGGACAAUUGGAAUGGCGGCCACUCAGGCGCAAUCGCGUUCUGGCGCCGCGUCUGGCGGAGCGGGAAAGAGUGGUGGGGGGCAGAAAAGCACGCGACUGAGCGCGAGCAAGCAGAACCUCGAGGAGAUUUCGAAUAACGAGUCGAAACGGAAAGCGGGUUACGACGAGGACGCGGAUGGAUUUCAGUUUUCACUGUUGCCUUCGAAGAAACCGAAACCUUCGGUUGAAAUAGCGCCGCGCCUUGCUCACUCUGAUGUGGAAAAUGCGACUCCGAAACCAUCACCACGGAGAGGACGACCACCAAAGAAGCGAGUGGAGGAGCACGCGGUGCCAGCUAAGGGGAAAACGACCGAGCUACCAACUGGGAGGCCAAAAAGGGGAUCGGUACGGGCGAUAGAUGAUGAAGCAGAAGUACAAGGCGAAGCUGCGGCGCGCUCAUCACGGAACCGCGAAAUUCAUGAAGAGCAACCGGCAGAGAGAAAGAAGAAGAGGGGACGGCCGGCGAAGACGAAGACCAAUGAACCGAACGGCUAUUACUCACCAGAGCAACCUCCCGCGGGCAUCAAGGUAGCUCUACCGACGGCCGACACGCCGGUCAUUCAGCGCAAUAAGGAGUUCAGAGGAGCGAAAUCGAGUAAGGGUGGACGACGAAGUAGUCUGCAGAUGCGUGGACGAAGAGCGAGCGACUUGAUUGACUCGGGGACGUCGAACGCAUUGCCCCAUCGAGAAGUGAGCACGGCGGACUUUUAUAAACACAUUGCCGAUGAGGGACUUCCCGAGCCGCGCAGGAUGCGGCAGCUGCUUAUCUGGUGUGCGACUCGUGCGUUGCCUGACAAGCCCUCGGGGUCUCACUCUGAAGAGAUCAGUGCGCGUCUAGCAGCCCGCGCUAUUCAGGAGGAAAUCUUGAAAGAAUUCUCAUCCAACUCCGACCUAUCCAAUUGGUUUAGUCGUGAGGACGUGAGCCCUCCAACGGUGGUCGUGAAGAAGCCAAAUCCGAGGAAUGUGCAGAACACAGAUAAGAUUAAGGAGUUGGAAGAGCAAAUACAAAAACUCCAAAAAGAGAGACAUGCUCUGAACGCACUCCUCAAACAGCCGCCAAUUCCACGCAUCGAUGUUGAACCUCCCAAGAAAUCUCCUAAGAAGUCCCCCCGAUCCAAACGCCAGCCCCAAACCUCACCCCGCGACGACAUCAACACCUCCCUCCUCGACCCCUCACAGCAAGCUAUCUACGCCAGCCUCAAUCCCUCCUCCUCUACAGCGUCUCAAUCACAAUCACGAGGAGACGCUACUUCCUCAACUCGACCACCCAUGCCACCCUCCGCCGUCUCAGCCCGUCUCUCUCGGAUCACAACAGGUCUCGCACCGACACUCGAUGCCUUGGCUGCAGGAGUCCACGAUAUCGAAUUAUACCGCUCUACAGCUGACGCCGUCUCCUCUCAGAUACUGCGCAUCUGCGCCCAACGCCUUGAAGAGCGCGAUGCUCUGAAUACACAGCAACGACUCGCUAUUGAAGGUGAAGACGGCGAACAGCGUGUAACUAGAGUAUCACGCUCUCGGCCACGGGAAGACUUGGGCUUUAUACUUGGAGCGCUUAGUCGCGUGGAGAGGCGAUAG
Molecule: messenger RNA, 1671 nt
Organism: Penicillium daleae
Lineage: Eukaryota; Fungi; Ascomycota; Eurotiomycetes; Eurotiales; Aspergillaceae
Product: Mis12-Mtw1 family protein
Exons: 5
Coding region: 1-1671 (556 amino acids)
Biological process (GO): mitotic sister chromatid segregation; cell division
Cellular component (GO): MIS12/MIND type complex
Source: RefSeq, a predicted model, not a curated record